Salvelinus namaycush (lake trout) is the source of this 2167-nucleotide messenger RNA. It is a transcript of the gene aldh9a1a.1, whose product is annotated as aldehyde dehydrogenase 9 family, member A1a, tandem duplicate 1. The transcript is spliced from 13 exons. The record is from RefSeq and is a predicted model, not a curated record. NCBI's taxonomy places the organism in Eukaryota, Metazoa, Chordata, Actinopteri, Salmoniformes, Salmonidae. The coding region runs from base 160 to 1752 and encodes 530 amino acids. Gene Ontology annotation, molecular function: 4-trimethylammoniobutyraldehyde dehydrogenase (NAD+) activity; aminobutyraldehyde dehydrogenase (NAD+) activity.
GUGGCUACUAUUUUACACAUUCCCUGUUUACGAGGGGCGAAGUGCGUCUGUCUGUAUGAUACGAUAUCUGCUGACUUGCAUCAAUAAAACAUCACAUCCAAAGCAGGACGAACGCUUCGAUUUACGGAACAGAAGACGGUGAUUCACACACAGUCGAACAUGGCCCAGCUUCUAGAGUCUAUGCCCAGUGCCUCCACUGGACAGGUCGUGGUGACAGACCACUUAAAUUUCUGGGGUGGAUGCAGAGUUAAACCCAAGGAUGGAAUUAACGCGGAGCCCGUCCACGAACCUGCAACUGGGCGUAAGCUGUGUGACAUGUUUCCAUGUGGGAAAGAGGAGGUGGACCAGGCCAUCCAAAGUGCACAUGCUGCCUACCUAAAGUGGAGCAAGAUGGCAGGCAUGGAGAGGGCCCGAGUUAUGCUGGAGGCUGCUCGCAUCAUCAGGGAGAGAAGAGACAACAUUGCCAAGUUGGAGGUGAUCAACAAUGGGAAGUCUAUCACAGAGGCCCGGGUGGACAUUGAUGUUUCCUGGCAGACCUUAGAGUACUACGCUGGCAUUGCUGGCACACUGGCAGGCCAGCACAUCCAACUGCCCGGAGGAUCCUUUGCUUACACCAGACGGGAGGCCCUGGGGGUAUGUGUGAGCAUCGGGGCCUGGAACUACCCCUUCCAGAUCGCCUGUUGGAAGUCUGCUCCUGCCCUGGCCUGUGGUAAUGCCAUGGUGUUCAAGCCUUCUCCUUUCACUGCUGUGACCGCCGUGAUUCUGGCUGAGAUCUACAAAGAGGCUGGGGUACCUGAUGGGCUCUUCAACGUGGUGCAGGGUGGGGCGGAGACCGGCACCCUGCUCUGUAAUCACCCCGGCGUGGCUAAGGUGUCCUUCACUGGCAGUGUCCCAACUGGGAAGAAGAUCAUGGAGAUGUCUGCGAAGACUGUAAAGCAGGUGACUCUGGAGCUGGGAGGGAAAUCACCCCUCAUCAUCUUUAAGGACUGUGAGCUGGAGAACGCAGUGAGGGGGGCGCUCAUGGCUAACUUCCUGACUCAGGGAGAGGUGUGCUGUAAUGGGACGCGGGUGUACGUGCAGAGAGAGAUCAUGCCUGUGUUCCUGGAGGAAGUGGUUAAGAGGACCAAGGCCAUCUCAGUAGGGGACCCUCUCCUGGAGAACACCCGCAUGGGAGCCCUGAUCACUAGGCAACACCUGGACAAGGUGCUGGGCUUCGUCAGCCAGGCCAAGACAGAGGGAGCAAAGGUACUCUGUGGAGGGGAAGCCUUUAUCCCGAUUGAACCCAAACUGAAGGGAGGUUACUACAUGUCUCCCUGUGUCCUGGCGGAGCGGUUGGAAAGGACGUGGAGAGCAAUGAGCGGGAUUUCCGACCGCUCAACUCUGCUCACAUACUCUGACAACUGCACAGACGACAUGACGUGUGUGAAGGAGGAGAUCUUUGGGCCUGUAAUGUCAGUGAUGCCCUUUGACACAGAAGAGGAAGUGCUGAAGAGGGCCAACAACACUACAUUCGGCCUGGCCUCUGGAGUCUUUACCAGGGAUAUAUCCCGGGCCCACCGGGUGGCUGAGAACCUGCAGGCUGGAACCUGCUUCAUCAACAACUACAACAUCAGCCCUGUGGAGGUGCCCUUCGGAGGAUACAAGCAGUCUGGUUUUGGCAGGGAGAACGGCCAGGUGACCAUCGAGUACUACUCCCAGCUGAAGACUGUGGUUGUGGAGAUGGGAGACGUGGACGAUUACUUUAAUUGUUAAAUUACCAAUUAAGUGCCAAGGAAAACCAAGACCUAUGCACUACUGUCCUUAAGAUGUUUGGUGUAUUUGUGCAUCUGAGGAAAGUAUCAUUGUUAUUGAUAGUUUAUAACAGGAAGUAACUAACAUGGCUGGUUUGUCUGUACAAUGUGCAAGUAUGAGGAUGUCACCAAGUGCUAAAAAGCCUAGUCUUCACCCACUUGAUCAAUACAUUUUAUACUUUCCAUUUCAGCUGUGAUCCUAGCCAAAGAGUCAAUAUGAAGAAGCGUUCAAACGUUUCCCAUGGUCCGUCACUUUCUAGCACAUGUAUCUCACACUUUAAAUAAACGUUUGUAAUACUCACAGUAUUCCUAUUCCCCCCAAAAUUGUAUUCCAUUUAAUAUGUUUGAUACUUAAGAAUAUAAAAUUCAUUUAAAAA